Molecule: messenger RNA, 2500 nt
Organism: Thalassophryne amazonica
Lineage: Eukaryota; Metazoa; Chordata; Actinopteri; Batrachoidiformes; Batrachoididae
Gene: fbxl4
Product: F-box and leucine-rich repeat protein 4
Exons: 9
Coding region: 229-2070 (613 amino acids)
Biological process (GO): SCF-dependent proteasomal ubiquitin-dependent protein catabolic process
Cellular component (GO): SCF ubiquitin ligase complex
Molecular function (GO): protein binding
Source: RefSeq, a predicted model, not a curated record
CAUAUCGCCGAUUUUUUUCUGAUGUCAGCGAAUGCGUCACGAGCGGACAUCCAGGCUGAGUUAUCGCGUUCAUGAAGGAAAAACAUGCAGGUCAUGCAUGGCACCCGGCCUGUAAUCUGCUCUUUGUAGACCUCAGUCCUUCAGCCACUGUGCUUCCAGCAGGUGGAGGCUCUUCCUCCCCUUUGCUUCCAUUUCUCACGCCUGCCCCCAUCAGCUCAAGAGCUCCUUAUGUUAACCCUGUUGAGUAUGUUUUACUACAUCUGUCUGCGGCGGCGCUCCAGGAGUGGCACACGAGGUGAGGCACUGACCAGUCGCAGGGCUGUGGAGUCAGGGCAACGGGCAGUACUGCCAGUCAGUGUGGAGGUGGAACAGUAUGCUAAAGAAGUUAUAGACUUCAGUUCUCACUAUGGCAGUGAGAAUAGUAUGUCCUACACCAUGUGGAAUCUAGCCGGAGUGCCCAAUGUGUACCCCAGCUCUGGGGAUUUUACCCAGACAGCUGUGUUCAGAACAUACGGGAAGUGGUGGGAACGGAGCGUCAGUGCCUCGCCACCUUACCGCUGCACCCCAAAAGGGUUCUACAGCCAGGAUUAUAUUGAAUUGGCCUUUGAGGAGCCUGUCUACCCAACUGCUGUGGAGGUGCUUGAGACUUACUACCCUGGAGCCAUUGUUCAGAUCCUGGCCUGUUCUCACAACCCCUUCUCCCAGAACAUACCCACUGAUGUCAGGUGGGAGGUGCUGUGGUCAGGAGAGCCCACUAAGGUACUGACACCACAGGCACGCCAGUUUUCUCCCAGCAUCAAGCACAUCAGCUUCCCCACCAACCUUCUGCGUCUGGAGGUCAACAGCUCUUUGCUGGAUUACUACACUGAGCUGGAUGCCGUUAUCCUGCGCGGGGUCAAAGAGAGACCUAUGCUGGCACUCUAUAAGAUGCCUGUCAUCGACAUUAAUGACUUAAGCGACAGUGAGGAAGAGUUGUCUGAUGUUGGAGGUCUUUUCAGGCAGGGAGGAGACUGCAAGCAGCAGAAGACUGGAAAUGGCUACUUCGACAAACUGCCCUACGAGCUCAUUCAGCUGAUACUGAGCCACCUGACCUUGCCAGACCUUUGCCGUCUGGCUCAGACCUGUAAGCUGCUGCACCAGCACUGCUGCGACCCGCUGCAGUACACCCAGCUGAGUUUGCAACCCUACUGGGCUCGGCUGAAUGACGCCUCCCUGGGACACUUGCAGAGCUGCUGCACUCUUCUCCAGAGACUCAAUCUGUCAUGGACCGGGAACCGCGGCGCUCUCACUGUGACCGGCUUCAACAGCUUCAUGAAGGCCUGUGGUCUCAGCCUGGUGUGUCUGGAGCUGUCAUGCUGCCAUUUCCUGACAGAAUCCUGUCUGGAGGUCAUCUCCCAGACAUGUCCUGGGCUGCAGGAGCUCAACCUGUCCUCCUGCGACCGCCUCCAUCCACAGGCCUUCACGCACAUCUCAAAACUAAUGCGACUCCAUAGGCUGGUACUCUACCGAACUAAAAUAGAGCAAACGGCCAUUCUGAGCAUCCUGACUUUCUGCACAGACCUGAGACACCUCAACCUUGGGAGCUGUGUGAGGAUUGAAGACUAUGAUGUUGUAGCUAGUAUGCUCGCUGCCCGCUGCUGCUCCCUACGCUCUCUCGACCUGUGGCGCUGCAGAAACCUGACCGAUCGAGGCCUGGCUGAGCUGGUCUCUGGAUGUAGAAUGCUGGAGGAGUUGGAACUGGGCUGGUGUCCCACACUGCAGAGCAGCUCCGGAUGUUUCCAGAACCUUGCCCGCAGCCUACCGCGUCUGCGAAAACUCUUCCUCACGGCUAACCGCACCGUGUGCGACUCUGACAUCGAGGAGCUUGCCAACAGCUGCCCCUCGCUGCAGCACCUUGACAUCCUGGGUACACGGUUGGUGAAUGCCGCCUCCCUGAAGAAACUCCUCCAGUCUUGUCCAGAGCUUCUCCUCCUGGAUGUCUCCUUCUGCUCCCAGAUAGACACACGGAUCGUCCAGGAGCUAUCCGCUCUGUUCCCCAAAGUAGCCAUCAAGAAGAGUUUCACACAGUGACCCCCCCCCCCACAGCCGCUGUGAUUUCUCGGAGUCCCCAGAGGUCAGCUUUGACAGCUGACAUGGACGCUGGAGACUGCAGAGCUGUCUCCUUCCUGUAUCAGGGACAAGAUCUAUUUUCACAGGUAAAGUUGGAGAAACAGUUCUUUGGAAAACUGGCUGAACAACUUUUUAUUCAGGAAAAACAUUUCAUGGAAGACACCAAACAUUUGUGAGUGUUGUAUCUGGUUUGGAGAAUAAAAACAAAAUUCCGGCUGUUGCAGACGUCGAGUGAAACUGCACUAAGAACCAUCAGCCGGUUUAUGUUUUCACCAUAACCGAGGAUCGGUUGGUGCCUUGUCGUAUGUAGUCGGUAACACCGUCACAGCUCUGAGACAGUUUCAAAAAAUACUUUACCUGCUGGGUUUUUAAUUCUAAAUAUGUGUGAAAA